This is a messenger RNA of Chondrus crispus (carragheen), 678 nucleotides long. RefSeq lists its product as hypothetical. NCBI's taxonomy places the organism in Eukaryota, Rhodophyta, Florideophyceae, Gigartinales, Gigartinaceae. The record is from RefSeq and is a predicted model, not a curated record. The transcript is spliced from 2 exons. The coding region runs from base 1 to 306 and encodes 101 amino acids.
AUGCAAGACAUCACUCGAAAGCCAGUCUUAUGGGGUCUUGACCCGUUGUUUCAUGUCCACGUCAAACUAUUUGCGGGAUCGCUAGGACGAAUGAAGCCGGGACAGUGGGGUGAUGGAGAUUCAGUGUACUUCUCUUCAUUUGUUCGAGGCUACCCUCGCCCAGUUAGGCUAGCCUCAUUGGCUGGGCUGGUUGUGUUCAUAUCGAAGCACCAAAAGGUAAUGAGGGCAGAUGGCGCAAUCGCUUUGGCCAGCAGAGGAAGAAUCCAGUCCCUACUUCCAAAUCGGCGUGAUCACAACUGUAGCUAACGUCAAGUGAAUUUUCGUAUGCGAUGGUAGUUUACUCGAUUUCUUAUAGACGAUGGGACAGGGACUGCUCGAUGUAUGUUAUGGGCAACCACAGAUGGCAAACGGAGAGAGCUGCAACAUGUUUUGCUCGGGGACUUCGUCGAGGUCCGUGGAAGACUUGAAUGGCGAGAAAAUAUGCCUUUGAUAAACGUGCAGUCCUAUGAAGUCUCAUCUGAUCCACACGCCGAACUCUUGUGGUGGGUGGAAUGCAAUCACACCUACGAAACCGUAUACUUUCAAAAGUUUAGGGUUAAUUUAUCUCCCGAUAGAGAAUCGUCUCUGUCUCAAAGGUUCAAUACCUAGCCUGUAUGUAAAUAAAUCUGGACGUCAGCA